Symbiodinium necroappetens is the source of this 714-nucleotide messenger RNA. NCBI's taxonomy places the organism in Eukaryota, Dinophyceae, Suessiales, Symbiodiniaceae. The record is from the annotation of a GenBank genome assembly.
AUGGCGGCCGUCUCAGGUAACAUCUAUGUGGGGGACUUCUCGCAGUCGCAGUCAAACUUUGACCACAGCUGCUAUCCCUUCGACGACAAAAAGGUGAGAUUCGAAAUCAGCAUCCAAAAGCCGGGGAACUACAUCUUCAACCUGGAACUGAUGUGCCCGAAAGAACGGCUCAGCGAGAUGUAUGUCGACGAUAAGAACAACUCUCGGGUUCGCAAGUGCACCGGCGACGCUGCAGGAUCUUAUGUCGGUUUCGACUGGGGCAACUUCACCUGUGAGCGUAUAAGCCAGCAGGUCAUCAUGUGCAGCAUUGUGGGCAUCAGGCAGUGGGAUAGCAUCUUCAAGGGACACAUUUGGCCCUCUUUUAUCUUCAGCGCCAUGGGCUUUCUGUCCUUCGCUCUGAGUGUGAAGAUGUCUAUGCCCCGCGUGGCCACCACGAUGCUGGCGCUGGUAUCCCUCACUUCUCUUCGGAACUCGGUGAUGGAGAAGCUGCCGGUAUCCGGAAGCACCAGCUGGCUGGAGGAGUACUUCUUGGUCUCCAUGACAUUUAUGCUGCUGAACCUUUGUGGCCAUGCUUUUUCUUUCUAUUUGGACGGGAAAGGGAAGAUGAUGACACAGAAGAUGGUUAACAAGAUCAACUUUUACGGCAUGAUCGCCAUUGCUUUCUUCGUGACGAUGGCGCGUCUUCACGAGCGCAACUGCCCGCUGGUGGACCGA